UUGAAGAAAAUUUUCACAAUUUCGCCAAAAAGACCUGAAAGGGAGGCCAUCUAUUUUAGUUGGCAGAAGUGCUACGGAAAUUACAUCGCCACAAAUAGUGCAGACAGCUGUGUUCAGAUUCAUAACAAAAGGGGGGAUCUUGUAGAAGAGCUUAAUAUGCCAGGUAUAUGUACAGGAUUUGCCUGGAUGAAGGAUGGCAGCAUAUUGAGUCUCAUAAACAACAAAAAUGGCGUUAUUUGGUUGUGGAGUGCCAGUAAAAAUGACGUCACGUUUGUCGAAAGUGGCUUUAGAGAUAAAGACACACUGACAUUUUCACUAUGGUCCAAAAUCAGCCAACAUUUAGCGGUUGGAACUUUGAAAGGAAACCUUUUAAUCUAUAACCACCAAACUACCAAGAAAAUCCCAAUUUUGGGAAAACACACCAAGCGGAUAGUAACGGGAGCGUGGAACAAGGAAAAUAUCCUGGCUCUAGGAGGGGAUGAUAAGGUCCUGACCGUCUCGAACACGGACGGAGACACGAUAAAUAGUGUGGCCGUCGAUGGGGAAAUCAGGGAUGUGCAAUUUUCCUCCAUGAAAAGGGAUGAGAGAGUUGAUGCUGAAAAUACGGUGAGCUUAGUGAAGAAUCGCAAGUCUUUGUACCUUUACGAUAUUACAGACGCCCAUCAACCUCUGGAGAUAAAAUUCAAAGACAGUUACGGCGACAUUGUUGCUUACAAUUGGCAUGGUGACGGGUACAUCAUAAUGGGCUUCAGCAAUGGCUUCUUCAUCAUCGUCUCGUCUCAUUACAAAGAGAUCGGACAAGAGAUAUGUCAGGUCCGUGAUUUCCGGGAUUACCUCAGCUUCAUUUCCGUUUCCUCGUCCAUCAACAUCAUUGCCACGGCAGGUGAUGAUAGCGUCAAGCUUCACGAAACAAACGACCCCAAACAGACGGCAUCGAUCAUUCAAAUCGCCGACCAAUCAAAACUCGAGCGCAUAAAGUGGUCGGACGACGGCCAGCUGCUGGCGGUUUCGUCAUCAUCGCCGACACCGCGAGUGCACGUGUACUUAGCGAGUGUGCCCGUACUUGGCGCGUGCUUUCGUACUACUGUGGCACACUUGACUUCUCUGAGAGAAAUAACCUUGGAGAAUCCGGCUGACGGGGGUCAGUCGCGAACGUACAUGGUGGAAGUGGAACCGUCCUUCAUUGGACUGGGAGCAAAUCAUUUGGCAGUCGGGAUGAACAACACUGUCCUGUUCUACGGCUUCAAGAAGAAUGCUUUAGUAAAAGUAGAAGAGAAAGAAUACCUAUCAAGCAUUCAAUCCAUCAAACUGAACGACAAGUAUGUCUCCGCCCACUCCGAUGGCAAACUCGUCCUCUCAUUGGUCAGUUCAUUUUUUUCUAUUGACCAGCAGCAGCAACAACAACAACAGCAGCAGCAACAACAACAGGCAAAAAUUACAAGUCACCAUUUAACGACAGAUUUUCUAAUAUAUACGACUGACAAAGGUACCAUCAACUAUUUUCACCUGGCUGAUUGGUGCCCUAUUUUGGAGUACCACCAUAUUUGUCACGUGACCAAGAGCCAACCAGAUGUUUCCGGUGGUAGGGUUGUGCUGGUUGACGAAAAGGGCGAUUGUGCGCUAUAUCAUGCGUUCUUCGAUAGCAUCCUACCGAUCCAUGAUACGCCGCAGAAAGUUGCUGGAGUGCUCUGGGAUGAAUGGUCGCAUGAUAAGAACAUCUUCAUAAUAUACGAUCGUGACAGCAUACAUACGUACUGCCACCUGAGAGAGACACUGAAAGGACCUCAGGUAAUUUUGGCGGGAACGACAAAACUUCCAUACAACCACCAACCAAUUUUACUCUUGGCGGGAAAUCUAACCUUGUUAACUCCUUCCGGUUCGACUACUGACCUUUACCUAUCAUCUCACCCAAAUUACAACAACAACAAUAAUAAUAUUAUUCAUAAUAAUCAUAAUAAUAAUUAUAAUUAUGGCGGUUUCGGUGAUGCCUAUUUUGCUUGCCAGCUACUGAACAAUUCAGAAAUGUGGGAGGAGUUAGCCAGGAGUGCAAUCAACUCAUUGGAUGUCGAGAUUGCAAUGAAAGCUUGUCAAGCUGAAGGGAACAUCGGCAAUGCACUGGCUCUCCAGAAUUUGUUGUUGAUGGAAGAUAAGCAGUUGCUGACCGGCUACUUGUGCAUGCUCAUUGGGGAUUUCGACGCUGCCCAAGAAAUGUUCAUCCACUCUGUCAGACCAAUGGCUGCUCUGGAGAUGAGACGUGACCUGAUGCACUGGGACCAGGCCCUCGAACUAUCGAAGAGUUUGGACCAAGGACAGCUGCACCUGAUAUCGAAAGAGUACGCUCAGCAACUGGAGUUUGUUGGCGAUUAUGCCAACUCACUCAAACACUACCAGCAGGGUAUCACGAAGGAUCCAGAGCAGCAGGAGCAUGACGAGGCCUGCAGGGCUGGAGUGGCUAGGAUGAUGAUAAGGAAUGGUGAUAUCAAUAAAGGCAUGACCGUAGCCAUUAAGAUGGGCUCGAAAAAUGUUCUGAAAGAAUGUGCUAUAAUACUGGAGAGUAUGAAGCAAUACUCGGAGUCUGGAAGUCUUUUUGAGAGAGCUUGCCUGUACGAUAGAGCCGCUACCGUUUACAUCAAGGCGAAGAACUGGUCAAAGGUCGGGGAAAUUCGACCUCAGGUGACCUUGACGAAAGUUCACUCGCAGUACGCCAGGGCUCGAGAGGCAGGGGGCAGUUUCAAAGAGGCUGCCAGGGCCUAUGAAGAUGCUAAAGAUUGGUGCAAUGCCAUAAGAAUGAAUUUAGAACAUUUGAAAAACCCGGAAGAGGCGAUUAGGAUCGUGAAGAUGAGCAACUCAUUGGAAGGCGCCAAAAUGGUUUCCAAGUUUUUCGAGAACCUCAAAGAUUAUUCCACAGCCAUUCAGUUUCUAGUUCUCUCCAAAUGCAACGACGACGCGUUCCGAUUGGCUCAGAAGCACGGUCACAUGACUAAAUACGCCGAUAUUAUUGGUGAUGACGCCAAGCAGGACGACUACAAAAGCAUAGCCGUCCAUUUUGAAAAUGAAAAUAAUCAUUUCUUGGCGGGAAAGUUCUACUUUUUGGCGGGUUAUUACAACAAGGCAAUCAAUCACUUACUGGACCCCUCCCUUAAAUCACGUGACGACGCAAUCAACAUGGCGGUCGAUGUGGCCGGUCAAUCUAAUGACCAACAAAUUUUUAAGCGCCUUAUUGGCUAUUUAAUGGGUGACCAAGACGACGAACCUAAGGAUCCUAAAUUCCUUUUCCGGUUGUACAUGGUGCAGAAAAAAUACAAAGAAGCUUCGAGUAUCGCUAUCAUCAUAGCAAGGGAGGAGCAAAAUAAUGGUACUUACAGGACCGCCCACACACUUUUGUUUGACAUGUCCAAUGAACUGAGGAAAAAUAAAUUGAGAGUUCCACAAGAAAUGCUCCACAAUCUCAUGCUCCUUCAUAGCUACAUACUCGUUAAGAUAUUGAUAAAGAUGGGCGAUCAUUUGAAAGCUGCCAGGAUGCUCAUCAGAGUAGCCAAUAACAUCUCCAAAUUCCCGUCACACGUGGUACCUAUAUUGACCUCGACCAUAAUUGAGUGUCAAAGGUCAGGGCUCAAGUUGAGUGCAUUUACGUACGCUUCUAUGCUCAUGAGGCCGGACUAUAGAGAUAAGUUGGAUCCCAAGUAUAAAAAGAAGAUUGAAGGUAUUGUAAGGUGGCCAGAGAAAAUAGAGUUGGACCCGCAGCUAUCCGAAUGUCCGUUUUGCGGUUUCAACUUGUCCGAGACCGAGCUGACGUGCAGCGCCUGCAAGAACAAUAUACCGUUUUGCAUCGCUUCUGGCCAUCACGUGGUUAAAGAUCAGACGACAGUGUGUCCUUCUUGUAAUUUUCCCGCCAUCAUUGAGGAACUACUCAGGGUAUUAAAGUCUGAAGAUUCAGCCUGUCCAAUGUGCGGCGAUAAGGUUGAUCCCUUGGACGUGCAGAAACCAAUGGAGAUGAACAAGAUUCUGCAAUUUUUAGAAACUGAUUGA
This is a messenger RNA of Helobdella robusta, 4029 nucleotides long. RefSeq lists its product as hypothetical. The record is from RefSeq and is a predicted model, not a curated record. The annotation marks the transcript as partial. Gene Ontology annotation, biological process: intraciliary retrograde transport; cilium assembly. Gene Ontology annotation, molecular function: protein binding. Gene Ontology annotation, cellular component: intraciliary transport particle A; cilium. NCBI's taxonomy places the organism in Eukaryota, Metazoa, Annelida, Clitellata, Rhynchobdellida, Glossiphoniidae. The transcript is spliced from 35 exons.